GUACUAACUGAAGAAGAAAAGCUGGUCUUAAAAGAAUGCGAGAGGGAUAGCUUUUACAAAAGAGCUUUACCAUUAUCUCUUGGCAACAUGUUGGCAGCGCAUAUGUUAGUCAAAGGCGGUUACUGGAGUCCCAAUCCAAAGUAUGGAUCAUUGCCUAAAGUCUUUGUUCUCGGUGGUAUUGGUUACUUUUUGGGCAAGCUUUCAUAUUUAUCAGUUUGCCAGCAGAAAAUUCUUGAUAAAAUACCUAAUUCAAACCUGGCAGCUCAGAUUAGGAAAGCAAAGGGGCUACCUGAAACAGAGGCAGGUCCAGCAGCAUGGGAUGGUGCUUCUGCAGGUGUUUCUUCUCCCAGGAUAAAAGAUGAUUACUCCACUCCUGAGGGCUUGGACGACAGGUUCAGACCCACAAUAGACAGCAGUGUUAAGGAGUCAGAAACACCAUCUCAGGACAAGAUCCAGCUUACCUAUGAAGAACUUCGGCGUCGCAACAGACAAGAAUAUAAAGAUCAGAUUUCAAAAGCACCUCCACCGGCUUCUGGUUUUCCUCCAUUCAAGGAUACACCUCCAAAACCAUUUCCUGAUGCAAGGUCAGGAGAUUCUGGAAGCAGCUUAGGGUCCUCUACACCACCAUACCAAGCAUCUCCUUCAAAGAGACGAACUAAUAUAUGGGGUGAUCCUAUUGAUGAAUGA
Molecule: messenger RNA, 687 nt
Organism: Candidula unifasciata
Lineage: Eukaryota; Metazoa; Mollusca; Gastropoda; Stylommatophora; Geomitridae
Source: the annotation of a GenBank genome assembly